Trichoderma gamsii is the source of this 1080-nucleotide messenger RNA. RefSeq names its product L-serine dehydratase. Gene Ontology annotation, biological process: L-threonine catabolic process; L-serine catabolic process. Gene Ontology annotation, molecular function: pyridoxal phosphate binding; L-serine ammonia-lyase activity; threonine deaminase activity. The coding region runs from base 1 to 1080 and encodes 359 amino acids. Lineage: Eukaryota; Fungi; Ascomycota; Sordariomycetes; Hypocreales; Hypocreaceae. The record is from RefSeq and is a predicted model, not a curated record. The transcript has 2 exons.
AUGGGAUCUGCAAUCAAUACCAAAGUCCCCUAUAUCGAAACGCCGCUCAUUAAAUCCACAACUCUCUCAGAAAUAGCCGGCUGCAAUGUCUUCCUCAAGCUGGAAAACCUCCAGCCCUCAGGGUCCUUCAAGUCCCGCGGCAUAGGCAACUACCUGGUGGCCAAGCUGGCGGAACAUCGAUCCGAUCCUAGCAAUACUCACUUCUAUUGCUCAUCCGGAGGAAACGCUGGACUUGCUUGCGUCCAUGCCGCCAUCACUCUAGGAUGCAAGGCCACUAUUGUCGUUCCCAUGUCUACUACAGCAUACAUGAUAGACAAGAUGCGACAGGCCGGCGCUACAGACGUUAUCCAAGUGGGGGCUUCAUGGCAAGAGGCCGAUGAGUAUUUGACGGGCACUCUCAUGGAGCAAGCCCGAGCAAAGGGCGAGGUUGCCAUCUAUGUGCCUCCCUUCAACGCCCAGGAGAUCUGGGAUGGGAAUGCGACAAUUUCAAAGGAGAUUGCGAGGCAAAUUCCUACCAUGACCAGACACUAUCCGGUAUCCAUUGAUGGAAAAUCAGACCAUGAUCCGACAGCACGCAUAGAGAACGUCGACGCCGUCAUCUGCAGCGUGGGCGGAGGCGGCCUCUUCUCGGGUCUGAUGCAGGGCCUUGACGACCUCUCCAUGCAAAAGACCCGAGUCAUUACUGUUGAAACGUUGGGCGCCGACUCUCUUUACCAGGCCGUCCAAAAGCGUGAGCUUGUGACUCUGCCUGCCAUCACAAGCCUGGCCACCACGCUGGGCGCCAGGACGGUCUGCAAGAGGGCCUUUGAGUACGGGCUCCGAGAACAAGUUUCGACGGUUGUCGUCUCUGAUGCUGAAGCCAUUGCCGCAAGCAAGCGGUUCGCCAGCGAAGAGCGGUUCCUUGUCGAAUUGUCGUGCUCGGUUGUCCCCGCGGUGGUAUACGGCGGCAAGCUGAAGGAGCUGGUUCCCGGUCUUAACAAGAAUAGUGUCGUUGUGCUUGUGAUUUGCGGAGGGGCCAAUAUUUCCUACGAAAUAUUAGAAGAGUAUACGGCAGGCUUGACGUCUGCGCAUGCAAGCUGA